Molecule: messenger RNA, 658 nt
Organism: Paramecium pentaurelia
Lineage: Eukaryota; Ciliophora; Oligohymenophorea; Peniculida; Parameciidae
Source: the annotation of a GenBank genome assembly
AUGAGUGCUCAAGUAUUAUUUCGGGUGAAAUGUUCAACAGAAUUUAGUUAAAUGGUGAGAAUUGUUGGAAACACUCCACAAUUAGGGAAUUGGAAUCCAUAAUAAGGAUUUAAAUUAAUAACCAAUAAUGAAAUGUAUCCCAUAUGGUAUAGUGAUUAUGCUUUAGAAGUUGAACUAAGUAUAUAUUAUUUUAUAUUUCUAGAUUAAUUAGUUGAAUUCAAAAUAAUAAUCACAGAUGGUUGUAAUUCUUUGUGGGAAUUUGGUGAAAAUAGAUUUCUUUAGAUAUAAGGAUAGAAAUUAGUGGUUGUAUUAACUUAUAAUAUUCCAUCCAUCUUUAUUUAUAACAUAAAAAGAAUAUUUUCAGACACUGAUCUUACUACAAUCGUUUAAGGUAAUUUAAAUUAAAUAAAAUUUUAGGAAGAACAAGAAAAGUCUCUAUUUAACUAAAAGAUAAGUUAUAUGAUUCAGAUGAUGACUCAGUAAUAUAUGUUUUUUAUUCUUUUCUAGGAUUCCGAAUAAGAAAGUGAUAUUAAUUCUUUAUUUGAAGAUGAAAUCAUUUCAAGUAAUUCAAAUGAAACCAUUUCAAAUUUUUCAAAUUUUUCUCAUUUCGAACCAAUCUAUUAGCUCUCCUCCGAAUUGGGAACUGGUGAAAAUUGAU